Molecule: messenger RNA, 633 nt
Organism: Toxotes jaculatrix (banded archerfish)
Lineage: Eukaryota; Metazoa; Chordata; Actinopteri; Toxotidae
Gene: aanat2
Product: arylalkylamine N-acetyltransferase 2
Exons: 3
Coding region: 7-633 (208 amino acids)
Biological process (GO): circadian rhythm; response to light stimulus
Cellular component (GO): cytoplasm
Molecular function (GO): aralkylamine N-acetyltransferase activity
Source: RefSeq, a predicted model, not a curated record
GGCAUCAUGACACAGCAGGUCAGCGGCUCACCGUUCCUCAAGCCAUUCUUCCUUAAGACGCCUGUCAGAGUGGUCAGCCCUCUGCGACAAAGACGACACACGCUCCCCGCCAGCGAGUUCAGGAACCUCACGCCACAGGAUGCCAUCAGUGUGUUUGAGAUAGAGAGAGAAGCAUUUGUCUCUGUGUCUGGAGAGUGUCCACUUACCCUAGAUGAGGUGCUUAACUUCCUGAGUCAGUGCCCUGAGCUUUCGCUGGGCUGGUUUGAAGAGGGACAGCUGGUUGCUUUCAUCAUUGGCUCUGGCUGGGACAAAGAGAGGCUUUCACAAGAGGCCAUGACUCAGCAUGUCCCGGACACCCCCACUGUGCACAUCCAUGUGCUGUCAGUGCACCGUCACUGUCGCCAGCAAGGCAAGGGCUCCAUCCUCCUGUGGCGCUACUUGCAGUACCUGCGUUGCAUGCCAGGUAUCCGCCGAGCUCUGCUGAUUUGUGAGGACUUCCUGGUGCCUUUCUACCUCAAGGCAGGCUUCAAAGAGAAAGGACCAUCAGCCAUCACUGUGUCUAACAUGCACUUCCAUGAGAUGGAGUACACACUCGGCGGGCAGGCGUACGCAAGGCGAAACAGUGGCUGCUAG